This is a messenger RNA of Archocentrus centrarchus (flier cichlid), 6038 nucleotides long. RefSeq names its product synaptopodin 2a (gene synpo2a). Gene Ontology annotation, biological process: positive regulation of actin filament bundle assembly. Gene Ontology annotation, cellular component: Z disc; actin cytoskeleton; nucleus. The record is from RefSeq and is a predicted model, not a curated record. The transcript is spliced from 4 exons. The coding region runs from base 54 to 4805 and encodes 1583 amino acids. Lineage: Eukaryota; Metazoa; Chordata; Actinopteri; Cichliformes; Cichlidae. Gene Ontology annotation, molecular function: actin binding.
CUGACAGCUCUAUGAACGCGCUGUGGAAGUUUGGCUGAGGAGCUGCGCGCAGCAUGGGCACCGGGGAUUACAUCUGCGUAACGCUGCGCGGUGGUGCACCCUGGGGAUUCACCCUGCAAGAGGGAGAAGGGGACACCUACAGACCUUUUCUAGUUUCCCAGGUGGCGGAGGGUGGUCGUGCCUCCCUGGCUGGAGUAUGCGACGGAGAUGAGGUGGUGUCAAUCAACGGCGAGCCGUGUGCUGACCUCAGCCUUCUACGAGCGUUUGCACUAAUCGAUACGUCGAUCGACUGUCUGCAGCUGCUUGUCAAACGAUACAACUCCAUCCCUGCUGAAGACUAUGAAUCAGAUGAAAUGCACUGUGGUGAGAGGGCCUCUACUGGUGAGACUUUAGAGAGCACCACCCUCCACAUCUUCUCACCAAAGGACAGAUCCCAAAUCCCAGAUCCUACAUCCCAGGAUGAGGCCUUCAGUAGGGAGUUUAAUGGCAGCACUGAGUUUUCCAAGGGAGGCCAGCUGCUUUGCACUCAGCUACAUGCUCCCUCAUCUAAGGAAAAUGAUGAUAAAGUACAGCGGUGCUUCUCACCUGGGGACAUGGUGGAGCUCCAGGUGUCCCUGUCUGAGCAAACCUUGGAUGACGUGGGUUGUGCCUCCCUUGGAAGUGCUCGUGGGUUUGAAGGAGACCUCUCAAACAGAGAGACUAUCGUGGAGACUAUCCACGUCACCAAUGCUACCGCCACAUCGCACUCUGCCAGAGAGCCGCUCAGCCAUCACGGAGUGGUUCUAAGCUCCCCUUUGAUGCUGGGGCAGGUGGAGGUCAUUUUGCAGCAACCAGCAGCAUCAGGAGCAGGGAGGGGCCUCCAGAGUGGGGGUGGCACUCGGGUCAGGGAAACAGUUGGUUCCCAAAGUGAAGAAGAAGAAGAAGAAGAAGGAAGAGGAGGAGGAGGGCACUGCGAGGGUGUCCCUGGUUCUUUUACUGUCACAUAUGAAAUUCCCUCAGAAGAGGCAGCGCCUGCAGAUGAGCAGGACUCUGAUUCUGAGGGGGAUCAAGACAAACCCAACAAGCAUCGGGCAAGGCAUGCCAGGCUCAGGCGCAACGAGAGCCUAUCUGAGAAACAGCUAAAGGAGGCCAAGUCCAAAUGUAAACGUAUUGCUCUCCUCCUUACGGCUGCUCCAACCAACCCCAAUAACAAGGGGCUGUUAAUGUUCAAGAAGCAUCGUCAGAGAGCUAAGAAAUUCACACUUGUGAGCUACGGCACAGGUGAAGACGAACCAGAGUACAGCGACGAGGAGGACGACGAAAACUGGGACAACAGACAAGAGACCUCUGCUACUGAAUUUACCCUUGUGACCCCAAACGAGUCUGAAAUAGUCAAGCCUUUUCUCACUAAUACCCACAGUAGCAAAGGUGUGCUAACUUUUACUUUGGACAAAGGUCUCCUUGAAAUUGAAAGGAAUUUGAAGAACCAAGCAGAGAUGGAAUGUUUGCCUGAAACCAAAGGCAAGGGUGCGCUGAUGUUUGCCCAGCGCCGUCAGAGGAUGGAUGAGAUUUCUGCUGAACAUGAGGAGCUUAGGCGCCAAGGGAUGCCCGUGGAAGCAGUGCAGGAGGCUGGAAAGAAAAUAGCGGAGCAUUCCUACAUGCAGUCCACAACAGAGGGCCAUACUUACAUGGAUGUAAACAUGCACCAGCAAACUCAACAACAGUACCAGCAGUUUCAAGAACAACAGUACUAUGAGCAACAACGACAGAACUACCAGCAGCAGCAACAAUAUCAGCAGCAAUAUCAACAGCAGCAGUAUGAACAAAGUCAUUAUCAGCAACAGCAAAUGUAUCAACAACAGCAGGAAUAUCAUCAGGCACAGCAGAACUUGCAGCACUAUUCAGCAAAUACCAAUGGCACAGUCCAAUAUCAAACAAAUGAAAUGCAGAGUUCUUUCAGUAAUCGUACUGCAAAGCCUUUCUCAGUAGACAACAUGGCUGCCACCCCUUAUUCUCAUGCGAUGAGUGGGACCAAUCAAGAUUCUGUGGGUCAAGGAGAGCAGAUUGCUUCCCGUGAUGAACGCAUUUCAACUCCUGCAAUUAGGACGGGCCUUUUGUUGGAUUCAAAGAGAAAGAAUGCUGGAAAGCCUAUGUUCACAUUUAAGGAAGCCCCAAAAGUAUCCCCAAACCCAGCAUUACUGAACCUCCUCAACAAAGGUGAUAAGAAGUUGGGUUUUGAGUCAGGACCUGAGGAGGACUAUCUUAGCCUUGGGGCUGAGGCUUGUAAUUUCCUCCAGGCUCAGCGAGUUAAACACAAAAUUCCUCCACCAGUUGCCCCAAAGCCUGUGAUCAACCCCAACUCACCUCCUUGGUCCUCACAGAUAGAAGUGACCAACCAGGACAUGCCUCAGUGUGCUGAAAAUAGUCUAUCCACACCUGCUGUAGCCCCCACCGCAGAGACUACCCCUGCUCCAGAACUAGAGCCAACCUCUGCACCUGCCCCUGAGUCUUCUCCCCCUGCAGCACCCCAGGAGAAUCCUGCCAGCACUAGCAAAGAGGAGCAGCACACGUGGCCUCUUCCGGAAUCUGAAUCUCAACAACAGCCUAUGCAAGUUCCAGCUCAGGAGGCAAAUGGACAUAUGAAUACUAUGCUGCAGCCUGAGUCAUCUCCUGCAACUACCUGGGGUGCAACACAAACACAAGUGCAACAACAGUUAUCUUCCAGUUCUUGGCAUUCAGCUCAAGUGCAGCCUCCAGAACCACCCCUGAGCCAGUCUCCACCCCAACCACCUUGGGUAACACGUCAGCCUACUCAGAACCAGGCACAGCAACCACCUACAAAUACUUGGAACCCUCAAAUUCAGCAAUCCUGGAUUCAGCCUCCAGAGCAAGCGCAAGCCCAGGCACAUGUUCAGCCAUCCUGGGCCGAGUCAAGAGAGCAACCUCAGUCUCAGCCACAGGUUCAGCCAUCCUGGGCACACUCUACUGAGCAGCCACAUCUACAGCAAAUACAGCCAAACUGGGGUCAAGCCCAAGAACAAAUGCAGCCACAACUUCAGAACCAAUGGACACAACCAUCACAAACUGACUCUCAACAUCAACCACCAUGGAUGCAACAACCCCAUAAAAAAGCACAACCUCCUUGGGUUCAAGCGGUACAACCAGAAUCCCAGCCACAACCGUCAUGGGUUCAGCAACCACAGCAUCAAGCUCCUCCACAAUCAUGGCCACAGGCUCAAGCGCAAGGUCAACCUCAACCACCUUGGGUAUCAGCUCAGCCUCAGCAGCAACAGCUACCUUCAAUGGAUGCAUGGGCCCCAUCACAACCUCAACCCCAAGCUCAGCCACCCUGGAUGAAAGUAGCUCAACCACAACAUCAAACACAGCCUCAAGCUAAUUUAAAUCCAUGGGCGCCAGUACCUGCCCCAGCUCAGCCUACUUGGACUCAACAGCCCCCAGAGCAUGGUCAACACCAUAUAAGUUCUUGGCCUCAAGAGCAAGAUCAGGCCCAACAUCAGCCUCCAUGGGCUCAACCUGUUCCAGCCCAACCAACACCACAGCCAAAGUGGCAACAGCCCAUAUCAAAGAGUCCACCACCACCACCACCAAUGAAUGCCUGGCAACCAGCUCAUUCACAGCCUCAGACACUCGUGAAUGCCUGGAUACCACAGUCAGAGCAAAAAACAGUGAAUAUUUCCACAUUGACAGUGAACACUCGUCCAUCUCCAAAACCUUGGCAACCACCACAGAAUACCCCACAAAACCGAUCCCCUCCUGCCCCACCACAGCGAAUGCACUCUUUUACUACUGGUCAAAGAGCUUCAUCACCCAUCAACCCAAUGGCCACUGUCCUAAACCCAUCAUCCCAGGGUUCAGCAUUUGAGAUGCCAGCUGUUAGAGGAAAAGGAGCUGAUAUGUUUGCAAAGAGGCAGUCCCGUAUGGAGAAGUACAUCGUGGACUCUGAGACUGUGGAAGCAAACAAGGCAAGCAGGUCAACAUCACCAGCAGCUUCCUUACCGAACGAGUGGAAAUAUACUCCCAACGUACGUGCUCCACCUCCACGUGCAUAUAAUCCUAUUCAGUCACCUUUUUAUCCCCCAGCAGCAGCAAAGCAGCCCCCUUCAACUAGCCCUUCAACCAAAGCAAAGAAAAAAGAGAAAGAGAAACAGCUACCCGCCCCUAAACCUCUCAAUGUAAUAGAUGUCAUGAAACAUCAACCCUAUCAACUAAAUUCCUCACUCUUUAUCUAUGGCCCAGCAGCAGAGGCUGCCAAGUCUUCUGUAUCUAAGACCAGUUGUUCACCUCCUAAUCCACCUGAUGAUAACCACCCAAUCAGAUAUGAGCAAAUGCCCCCGGUCCAGCCAGCUGGACCAUUUGGUGCCCCAUACCCCCAACAACCCUAUGGGAUGUCAAUGCAGCCUGUGAUGCAUGAUAGCCAGUAUCAGCAGAUUCAAGCAAAUGUUUAUCCUCCCUCCAAUCCUUAUCAGCAAUCUCCUGGUUGUCAAUACCAGCAAGUGUAUAACCAACAGUAUCAACAACCUGCUCCACCUGCUUAUCUUCCCCAAGCCCCUCAGCCUCCAAAUUCUCCCUACCAGCACUCAGUGCAAGCUGGUUACCAGCCAGCCAGUAGCCCUCCCUAUCUGGCAACUCCCUCAGUGCCCUACCAGCCACAGCUUCCCAGUAGCUAUAUUGCUCCCAGUUUCCCUGUGGCUGCUAGGCCUGAAUCUGCAUCUGGUGGUAACACUGGAGUGGCUCCUAAGCCUAGGUUUACAGCUAAUAAGAGCUCAGCUCAGGUGUGGAAGCCUACAGCAGUUGAUAAAGAGUGAUUCUUGUAGAAUCAUGACUUAUUGGAAGUCUGCUUGAAUCAAAGGGUUUGUGCUCUGCCAAAUGGACUAUUUUCACUACCGCCUCUUUUUCUUGUCACAGGGCAGAACCUAGUAGUUGUGAGAGCUAAUGAAAAAGGAAUAUCUAUCAAGUUAAGAAUAUCACAAAGUUGUCACAAUACUUGUAAACAUUUUUAUAAAAAAUUUUGCAAAAAUAAUUGACACAAAUUAAUUACAUUUUAUGUAAAAGAAUUGAGUGGUCGUGUAUAAGAGUGUAGGGGAGCAUAAUGCUCAAUGUGAAGUGAAAGAAAAGGGUGAGAGGAAAAAGAUUCAGUGGAUCUGAAAGUAAAGACAAGAAGCUGAUUUUUUUUUUUAAAGAAGAACAUGAUAAAUGUUCCUAAUAUUACAAAUAAUAAAUGAAAAAAAGAAUUAAAAAAAAAAUAAUGUUUCUAAAUCACUAAUAAAAAUAAAGAUAAAAAUAUAUGGGUAAGUGAGAAGGAUGGGGCCUGUAGCAUGUAAUGAUACCAAGCGGAAGGCUUAAUUUGUCAUGUCAGCUGUUGAGUACGGAGAUUAUGUAACUGUGGAGUUUAAGGCCAUUCUAGGCCAAAUUACGCAGCAGAUAAACUUGCUUAAACAUGAAGUGUUUGAUUCUUUUUUCUUUUCCAGUACAUUUACCGGUUCCUUUUCCGUAGGUCCUUCUUAAGUGUUGGAUUUAUUUAAAGCGUUCUACCAGCUGUUUCAUCAUGUUAGAUACUAUAUUUAAACUCCCUCAUGAGAGGAGGUUCUGAGGUCCAGAGAGUAGGCUUAAAUUUCAACUUAAGCCAGUGAAAGCUACUAUCUUAGACUGUCAUAGUAUUUUUCCUGAUAAGAGCCAGUUAUAUAAUGUCACUCACUCACUCUCUCAUAGAUUUACCCAUUAUGCAUCUGCCCCUUGUUUUGAUAUAUGAACAGAUAAUAAAUUAUAUACAACAAAGAAUUAUUGGAAGGAUAAGCAGCCUGGUAAUGCACAUGAAUUUGUUUUUGGUACAGGGCCACUCUUUGGUUCUUUGUGUUCUUUUCUUUGUCUCUGUGUGUUUCUCUUCAUAGUGCACUCUCUGUAUGAUUCACUGCAGUGCCAUUAAAAUGUCUUUUAUCUUUCUGUGGUUUUCCUUUCUUUUGUCCUCUGAGCAUGCUUUUAGGGUUUCCUCUAUUUCUAGUCUAUUUCCUUUUAUCUUGCUUAAAUUUCACCACUUCUAC